Oncorhynchus masou masou (cherry salmon) is the source of this 6845-nucleotide messenger RNA. RefSeq names its product protein strawberry notch homolog 1-like. Bases 383 to 4603 code for a protein of 1406 amino acids. The record is from RefSeq and is a predicted model, not a curated record. Gene Ontology annotation, molecular function: histone binding; chromatin DNA binding. The transcript has 32 exons. Lineage: Eukaryota; Metazoa; Chordata; Actinopteri; Salmoniformes; Salmonidae. Gene Ontology annotation, biological process: regulation of DNA-templated transcription. Gene Ontology annotation, cellular component: nucleus.
UGGUCACGUGACAUGGUUUUAGCGCUCGGUUUCUGGACUGUGAGGUUUAAAAAAUUAUGCUUGAAAUGCCAACAUUAUUUUCUUUAUCGAUUGAGGAUCGCCAACGGGCGCCCCGCGGCCAUUUGGAAAUACUUUUUUGUCGACGGAGCAGAAAGAAUUCUCGACUGAAAAUUCCAGCGCUCGGGUUAAACGUCACGUGACCAACCCGCGACUGGCUGCUUGGUAAAGAUGGCGGAAGGUGGUUAGAAAACAGAGGAGCGAAGAGGGUAAUAUCCCGGUUAAGGCAGCGAUUAACGGAACGCCCGUUCACUGAUAUGUGAGUGUUGUUACCAGGCACAAAUGUCUGAAAAAGGUUGAGGAUUUCCCGAGGAUCACAGUAAAAAUGAUGGAUCCUGGACAGGAUUUGCUCCUAGCAGCCCUGAGCGAGAGCGGAAUCUGCCCUAACGACCUGUUUGACUUUGACCCUCAGGAUGCUGCAAUGCCCUCUCCCACCCCACAGUCUAUCUCCAUCAGUGCCCUGGGUGUUGACUCGGGGAUGGAGCCAACAGGAGUCACAGCUCCACCCAAUCCUACAGGCACAAUCAGGCACAAACCUCAACCCUCAACCACCACAUUUGUCUUAAAUCAACUGAAUCAGUUGCCAUCGCUGGGAACAAUCGUUGUGACCAAGCCCUCAACUGGAGGCACUACCAGACAUACCAUCACAGUCACCAAGGUAGUCCAUACCACUCCCUCAGCCCUGCGGGGAUCCACUUCCACACUCACCUCCUCCACGGCUCUCCCCUCCGCAGUCUCCACAGUGGUUUCUUCCAGUCUAGAGCAGAUGCAGCUGAAGGACCUGUUGAGGACAGGCGGUCUGAAGGGCAGCACCAUGAAGGGUAGUAGUCUGGUGGAACUCAUGAGGCUCAAGCCGCCUCACGACAUCGCCCAGCCGGUCGCCACCGCAAUAGCCACAGGCACCACGGAACUGAACAACGGGAUAAAGGAGGUGUCGGGUGAAGACUCCGCUCGGGUCUGGGUGAACGACGACGUGAAAGUGCGGAGCUUCUCACCUACACUAAAACUCUCAGGAAUGGAGGAGGAGGCUGAGGAAGAGGAGGAUGAAGAGUUGGGUCAUGCUGAGACAUAUGCCGAGUACAUGCCCAUGAAAUUGCGGAUCGGGCUGCGUCACCCAGACCCGGUUGUGGAGACAAGCUCCCUGUCCAGUGUGAAUCCUCCCAACGUGUGGUACAGAAUGUCCAUACCGGAGGAGACCAUCGACCGCGGCUGGCUGUCUGCUCUGCAGCUGGAGGCCAUCACAUACGCUGCCCAGCAACAUGAAACAUUCCUCCCUAACGGCGACCGAGCGUCCUAUCUGAUAGGAGACGGGGCCGGAGUGGGGAAGGGCCGGACCAUUGCUGGGAUAAUCUACGAGAACUACCUCCUGGGCAGAAAGAGAUCACUCUGGUUCAGUGUUUCUAAUGACCUGAAGUAUGAUGCAGAGAGAGAUCUGAAAGACAUAGGAGCCAAGAACAUUCCAGUCUAUUCCCUCAACAAGUUUAAGUAUGGUAAGAUCUCGUCCAAACACAACGGCAGUGUGAAGAAGGGGGUGAUCUUCGCUACGUACUCCUCUCUGAUAGGAGAGAGCCAGUCUGGAGGGAAGUACAAGACCCGCUUCAAACAGCUGCUCCACUGGUGUGGACAGGUCUUCGAGGGAGUUAUUGUGUAUGACGAGUGUCACAAAGCAAAAAAUGUCUGUCCCAUCGGCUCGUCCAAACCCACCAAGACUGGACUGGCCGUCCUGGAGCUGCAAAACAAACUGCCCAAAGCGCGGGUGGUGUACGCUAGCGCCACUGGUGCGUCUGAGCCCCGUAACAUGGCCUACAUGAGCCGGCUGGGCAUAUGGGGGGAGGGGACCCCCUUCAGAGAGUUUAGCAACUUCAUUCAGGCUGUGGAGCGCCGAGGUGUGGGUGCUAUGGAGAUAGUUGCCAUGGAUAUGAAGCUGAGGGGGAUGUACAUCGCCAGGCAGCUGAGCUUCACGGGUGUCACGUUCAAGAUUGAGCAGGUUCCUUUGACAACCCACUACAUCAAGAUGUACAACAAGUCUGUACACCUGUGGGUGGCUGCGCGGGAGAAGUUCCAGGCGGCUGCUAACCUGAUGGAUGCAGAGCAGCGGAUGAAGAAGUCCAUGUGGGGUCAGUUCUGGUCGGCCCACCAGAGGUUCUUCAAGUACCUCUGCAUUGCGUCCAAGGUCCGCAGGGUGGUGCAGCUCGCCAGGGAGGAGGUCAAAAACGGGAAGUGUGUUGUGAUUGGUCUCCAGUCGACAGGAGAGGCCAGAACACUGGAGGCCCUGGAGGAAGGAGGAGGAGAGCUCAACGACUUUGUCUCCACCGCCAAAGGUGUGCUCCAGUCCCUGGUAGAGAAGCACUUCCCAGCUCCAGACAGAGAAAAGCUGUUCAGCCUGCUGGGCAUUGACCUGCCGGCCAUGAAGACCCCCUUCCCCAGCGAGGCUGCAGCAGAGCAGAGGGGAAAGAAGAGGAAAGGUGCCAACAUAAAGAAGGCGGCAGAGAAGAGGAAGAGAAAAUCAGGUGGUCUGUCGGGGAACAGCUCUGAUGACAGCAAAUCAGAAGAGUCUCAUAAGGACGAUGCGGAGAGUGACGACAGCUUCAAGUCGGUCAGCUCGGGAGAAGAUGACGAAGACGACUUCAAUCCCUUCAAGGAUGAUUCCAGCGAGGAUGAGGAGGAUGACCCCUGGCUGUCUGGAAAGAGGAAAGGGGUGAAGAAAUGCAAGGAGAAGAAAAAGAAGAAGAAGAAGAGCAUUGACCCAGACUCUAUCCACAGUGCCUUGUUAGCUUCUGGUCUGGGCUCCAUCAGGCCUGCUUUCACCACCCCCCCAGUCAAGACCUCCAGCACACCUGCCAUAGCCAAGGUAGAGGUAGAUGACAGCUGUAUGACCAGUCAGGAUGCUGUUGAAGAUGCUCAGCAGAUGAAGAGAGAUCUGUUGGACCAACUAGAUAAGCUGGCUCAGGAUCUACCUCCCAACACUCUGGAUGAACUCAUAGAUGAGCUGGGAGGACCUGACAACGUGGCUGAGAUGACUGGGCGUAAAGGCCGGGUGGUCAGUAACGACGAUGGCAGCAUCUCCUACGAGUCUCGGUCUGAGCUGGAUGUUCCUGUGGAGAUCCUCAACCUCACAGAGAAACAGAGGUUCAUGGACGGAGAGAAGAACAUAGCCAUCAUCUCGGAAGCGGCCAGCUCGGGCAUCUCCUUGCAGGCUGACCGGCGAGUAAAGAACCAGAGGAGGAGGGUCCACAUGACCCUGGAGCUGCCCUGGAGUGCAGACAGAGCCAUACAGCAGUUUGGGAGGACCCAUAGGUCUAACCAGGUGACUGCUCCUGAGUAUGUGUUCCUCAUAUCUGAGCUGGCUGGGGAACAGAGGUUUGCCUCCAUUGUGGCCAAGAGACUGGAGAGCCUGGGUGCCCUCACCCAUGGAGACAGAAGAGCGACAGAGACUAGAGAUCUCAGCAGGUUCAACUUCGACAACAAAUAUGGCAGAAAUGCUCUGGAGAUUGUGAUGAAGUCCAUCGUUAACCUGGACUUUCCGUUAGUGAAUCCUCCAUCGAACUUCGAAGGGGAUUUCUACAAAGAAAUCCUUCAUGGGUUGAUCGGAGUGGGUCUGAUCCAUGUGGAGGGCAGAUCAGGGAUCCUGUCUCUGGACAAAGACUACAACAACAUAGGGAAGUUCCUGAACCGUAUCCUGGGGAUGGCGGUGCAGGAGCAGAACGCUCUGUUCCAGUACUUUUCUGACACGCUGGCAGCCGUCAUACAGAAUGCCAAGAAGAAUGGACGCUACGACAUGGGCAUUCUGGACCUAGGUUCUGGGGAUGAGAAGGUGAAGAAGAUGGAAGCCAAAAAGUUCCUGACUCCAGGCUACUCCACCUCCGGACAUGUGGAGCUCUACACGGUGAGUGUGGAGAGAGGCAUGUCCUGGGAGGAUGCUACCCAUGCCUGGGCUGAGCAGAGUGGACCCGAUGAUGGCUUCUAUGUACAGAUAAGGAACAACAAGAAGACUGCUAUCUUGGUGAAGGAGGUGAACAGUAAGAAGAGGCUGUUCCUGGUCUACAGACCCAACACAGGCAAACAGCUGAAACUGGAGGCCUACGCUGACAUCAAGAAGAAGUGUAAAAAGGUGCUGUCAGAUGAUGCCAAGCAGCACUGGAUGGACCAGUACCAGUCUUCAGCUGAGAUCUGCUCUCAUGCUUACUGGCGUGGUAACUGUAAGAAGGUGUCGGUGGGUCUGCAGUGUGAGGUGGGUCUGCGCUGCAGGACGUACUAUGUGCUGUGUGGAUCUGUGCUCAGUGUGUGGACCAAGGUGGAGGGAGUCCUGGCCUCCGUCAGCGGAACCAACAUCAAGAUGCAGAUCGUCCGUCUCAGGACGGAGGACGGGCAGAGGAUUGUGGGCCUGAUCAUUCCAAUUAACUGCGUCUCUCCUCUGACCAACAUCCUGUCGUCGUCUGACCAGUCUCAGCAACUGGCCGUUCAACAGCAGCAGAAGUGGCAGCAGCUGCACCCUCAAAGCCUCAGCCACAUGCAUAACAUGGGUUCACCACCCAGUCUGACCUGAUGGGCUUCGACAACAUUUCCAUCUGAAUCUCUACCGUGACACUACCCACCACCUCUUCUCCUCCCUCUCCGUUCCUCCUAAGGUGCUGAGUUGUGGUUUUCCCUGAAGCUAAACCACAGUGGCAAAGUUAAGAUUUCAGGGUUUAUGUCCAAAGAGGAGACAGUCUCCCUUUUGACACCCAGAGGAGUUGGCUUGAUGAAUAAUAUUCUUCUGAGAUUCAGAGCUGAAGAUUUAGAAGAGGCUGCGGUGAUGAAGGGGGGGAAGAGUAGAGGACGCAUGGAGAAGUGGCAUUAUUAAAAAUGCCAGAGACUGUUUUUCCUGUUGCACCCCUCUCCCUCCCCUCAGCUCUAUGUAAGCGAUGGGGUGUGCCUUCUCUACUGAAGGAUGGGGGAUGUCACCCAGGUUUUUGUUUUCAACAGGUGACUGGACAGUGCUCAGGUGUUCGUUAAACUACACAGUGAUUUUUUAAAUUUUUUUAAACAGGUGUUUUACAAAAUGUCUACCUGAGAUGCAUGACCACACACCAACUGCUUGCUUUCUUCAUUUUAGAUUUUACUCUAUCACGACUCAAGUCUCAGGCAUGAUGACGACAACUCUCACCAUAACUACAUUUAAAAUGGCACCCUAUUCCAUAGGUAGUGCACUACUUUUGUUCACCAUCGAGAGUAGGGUGCAAUUUCUGAAACAAUCCUUGUUUCUAUCAAACAUUGGUGUAUCCUUUCUACCUACAGAAUUGUUUACAGCUUGACUAUCAAGAAUUGUGAUUGUGCAUGGUUUAAAAUAACUUCAUUUUCCUGUAUUUAUUCCUCUGCAUUCAAAAGAUGUUCAGAAUGGGUUGUUUGAUAUGUGGCAUCAGAUUCGAUAUCUUGUACUAUCAAACUACAGCAGAUACACUCCUGGAGUGUUAUUAUAAAACUGCACGUGAACCGACAGAUCUUGUUUGUCAAUACAAGCUCUCUAAUAACACUACAUUAAAAGCUAGUAUUCAAGAUAGUUUGUUGUUGAAUUCAAAACGGAUCCCUUUUACCUCAUGGAGGUGUGUGUAAAUCUGAAAGGAUUGGAUCUGUGGUAAAGCUUGCACCUCGGAGGCAAAGGUGGUAUCAAUUAGCAUAUUCACUGGUAUCUAUUUUAUCCUUUAGGUCAUAUGUCAAACUCUUUGCACAGAGGGCCGAGUGUCUGCGUGUUUUCUCUCCCUUGUACUUGAUUGAUUAAUUAAGGUCACUAAUUAGUAAGUACACUCCCUUACCUGGUUGUCUGUCUUAAUUAAAGGAAAAACCAGCAGACAUUACUGCCCUAGGCCCUCCAUGGAAUGAGUUUGACACUACUGCCCUAGGCCCUCCAUGGAAUGAGUUUGACACUACUGCCCUAGGUACUUCAUGGAAUGAGUUUGACACUACUGCCCUAGGUACUUCAUGGAAUGAGUUUGACACUACUGCCCUAGGUACUUCAUGGAAUGAGUUUGACACUACUGCCCAAGGUACUUCAUGGAAUGAGUUUGACACUACUGCCCUAGGUACUUCAUGGAAUGAGUUUGAUACUACUGUCCUAGGCACUUCAUGGAUAUCUAAAACAGGUGUUUCAAACUCAUUCCAUGGAGGUCCUUGUAGUGUCUGCUGGUUUUUCCUUUUAAUUAAGACUUAGACAACCAGGAGAGGGGAGUUUCUUACUUAUUAGUGACCUUAAUUAAUCAAGUACAAGGGAGGAGUAAACACGCAGACACUCAACCCUCCGUGGAAUGAGUUUGUCGUGUGACUCAGGAUUCUUGGGAUUGGGCACUUGUUCCCUCACUGAUUCUGAACUGGAAUCUAACCUCGAGUCUACCAGUCAGCAACAUUGCUGCUUGAUCUCUGGUACUUUUUAUCUGUUUUGUCACUUGAGACAGGAUGUACAGGGGCAGAAGACUUUCUAAAAAUAUUUUUUUUAAAUGAAGUGAUGUAAAAAGCCUGAGUUUAGGAUGCUACUUUGCUAUACCAAUUGUGUAUAGUGUUGUUUGGACAUAAGAACAGUUUUUUGCUUAAAUAGCCGUUAACACUUGAAGGAUGGUGUAAUUUCAUUUUUGCACGAGUUGCACUACUGACAUGUUCUACAACAAAUCUGUAUUAAAUCAUUUUAACUGAGUGCAAGAUUUCUACCUCUUAAUGACUAAUAAAUACCAAGGAUAAAGUUAGAAAACUAUCUGUUUUUAUAUCAUUCCUCAAUGGCAUUUUCCUCAAUCCUAUUAAAAAAAAAUCUGUAUACUUAA